This is a messenger RNA of Macadamia integrifolia, 691 nucleotides long. Its product is annotated as autophagy-related protein 8i-like. The transcript has 5 exons. The record is from RefSeq and is a predicted model, not a curated record. Gene Ontology annotation, biological process: cellular response to nitrogen starvation. The coding region runs from base 182 to 538 and encodes 118 amino acids. NCBI's taxonomy places the organism in Eukaryota, Viridiplantae, Streptophyta, Magnoliopsida, Proteales, Proteaceae.
GGCACUAAGCAGUUGGAACCUGGAAGGGCUGUAAGGCUACGCUAUCUUCGUACACGUAUUCUUCAUCGAACCUGGAAGCCGACGCUAUCUUCUUACACGUCCUCUUCUUCUGCAUCUUCGGCAUCUUCUACCCUUAGCCAUCUCUCCCGCUGUGAUUCCAGGCGCUCAAACACAAGCAGUCAUGGGCAGGAUGAGAUCUUUCAAAAAUGAGUACACAUUCGAGGAACGAUCUAAAGAAUCAGGAGAUAUUCUUACCAAAUAUCCCGAUCGAGUGCCCGUAGUAGUUGAAAAAUAUUCAAGGACUGACCUUCCUGAAAUGGAAAAGAAAAAAUUCCUGGUCCCGCGAGAUAUGUCUAUCGGGCAAUUCAUACACAUUUUAAGCAGUAGGCUCCAUCUGACUCCUGGAAAAGCUCUUUUUGUGUUUGUGAAAAAUACAUUACCUCAAACGGGUAGUCUCAUGGAUUCUGUUUAUCAAUCUUUCAAGGCUGAAGAUGGGUUUCUAUACAUGUGUUACAGUAGUGAGAAAACCUUUGGUUAAAUCACCUAGAGAAAUGUGUAUAUCAAGCAUAAACUUGGGCAUUGUACAUUGUUGUAAAGUCCAUGUGAUCCCCUUAUCUCAAUGCAGAACUUUCCAACUUGAUGUUUAUAUUUAAUUGUAAUUAAAUAAAGUCAUCUGUGCAAAUCCUAUAAA